AAGCGAGUCGUCGACCGACGGUGGACGGCAAACAACGACGGUCCUGCUCUUGCCGAGAGACUCGUCGUAUGGUAGUUUAUGCGAAAUGGCACAUGCAAUCGGGUGUGAAUACUAGUAAACGUUAGCUUUUCGCUACUGCGCGUCGCCCGCCGUUGACCUCGUUGAGGUAUUAGCAAUGUUGGACAAACAGCAUAUAUGCCAACCCUCUUGCUUCAGCGUAAUAUACCGGUACUGUUGGCACCUGCCCCAUCUGUCGUCUGUCGUGACUGUCGACUGCACGAGAUCAGAGCCCUGGUCUGGCAUGUAAGUCAGCGAUGGCUUUUGGCAUCUAACCAACCCACAUAGCCUUAAUAUGGAUAUAUUGUCUGUUAAUCCAAAGUGCAGCUGCAUUAAGUUCUAAAUACAUUACCACCUCCUGGUCAUACUGCGCAGGACGUAGACGGAUAUCCCGUCAAUAGCCCAUUUGACAUUGUUAAUUGUCAUUGUGUACUGCUUAGAUCGGGAAGUGUCGUUUGGGUCCUUCGGGUUGCAAGCAAGCUUGACUGCUAGAUAGCACAAGCCCAUGUUGAACAACCAUCAGGUACAAACUGCCGCGCUUUCUACUUUCUACUGCUUCUAUAUAAGAUGACUGCGACAAGCGAGCUUAGGGGUUCAUCGUUGUGCUUUCAGGAGGGCAUACGAAACCAGCUGGCGUCGUAACCCUACAAGGCCCUGCUAGUCGGUAUAAAGCGACUUACAGCGCGGACAUUGGCGCGCUUCAUGCUUGGAAGCCGCCCCGUUGGGGCGCUAUCGCGGCACCCAGAUAGACGGCAUGAUGCGCUGAAGCUCAAUCGCGUCACAGAGAAAGCCGGUAGAUUGGACACUGGUCACUCCAGCGAAGACUCUAUAGUUUGUCGUCGCGGCAGCGACUACGUGGGGAGCACAUGCUGUGCACGUGCCCUCAAAGCCAACCUGUCCAUCGGGCGCGGUCAGAGCUUAACCGCAGCUUGUCUGCCGAACCAACGGGUUUCACAUGUCAACUACUCCAGUACCGGCUCCGACCGCAGUUUAUUAGCUUGCAACGGGAGUCCCAUAACCAGCAAUGCUGCCGGAACCAUGGUUACAAGCUACGACGUGGACAGCAGACACGGAGCGGUAACUACCCCCUGCCGUGGUGGUUCUACUAGCUACCAGCAUACGUCCACCGCAGCUGCCACCACGCAUGCGGACGUCGGGGGCUUGCCAUUGGAACUAGAUGAGCCAGUGACAGCCACAACAGCAUCUGCGCGUCAGUGCCAGCCCCUUCACGUUGCACCCACAGUAAGACUGCUGGGCGAAGCAGGGUCGAAUGAAAUAAAGGCCGGGGCAGGUGCGGCAGCGACGGCAGCUGCCGUGUGUGGGUUACAACGGCGGAGGCAGCAGCAGGAGCGAGGCGAGCAGCUGCAGGGGCGCUGCUAUCCGGACGAGGAGCGGCAGCCACAUGCCUGCGGCACCGCUCCUGUGCCUAGCGCCGACUCGGCAUACUGGGGCUCGGCUGCUUCACGCGAUGAGGAAGUGGCAUCAGGAGCAGCAGCAGCAGAAGGGCUGCGGGCUUCAUCUAGCAACGGCGGAAAGUGGGAUUGUACCCACCAUCGCCGCUUCAAAUCCACCUCCACCGCAGCAGCGCAGCUCAAAGGGGCUCCCUCAAAACUUCCCUUCGCCAUGAUCGCCGUGGUGCUGCUGCUGCUGCUUGGGCUGCCUUACGGCCCCCUGGUACGGCCGGUGUACGGCAGUGACCUCACGGGGACGGACUUCCCGUUUGAGGGCUGCGUGCAGGACCAGCGCAACUCGCCGUACUAUGCAACCAUGUACAGCUAUCGGGAAAACCCCGUGACGAACACCUCGACAGUCUGCCUCCAGAUAAACGUGCUCAGCACGUGCACUCCGGGAAAAUACCGGUGUUGCAACACCGGGAUCAACAAGGUCAAGGUUUUCCCAGCCCUCAACUGCCGCGGGUCCGUAGCGAGCGCGGUCAUCAACGGCAAUUCCGUUAUGUCUUUUUACUGGGAGGAACACGAGGGCUUCGACAUCAUGAAGAUCACGCCGUUGCUGCAAUGGUUCGCAAACCCCAGCAAGGCAGACGGGGGCAUAGUUUGCAUCAACCUGAAGGAACCCUGCUGGCAGCUCGCCACAUUUUCGUAUAACAGCCAGCUCUUGGAGUAUGCGCUGUACGACAAAAAGGUCAACAACUACGAGUGCUGCCCCGUGGGUACGGUUAUCGUCCCAAGUGCCUCUGAGCCUAGCUUCCCGUCUUUCCCGCCGCCGAAGCGAGUGCCACCGUCGCCGCCGCCGCCGCAACCCCUGCCGCCACCACCCACACCCCCGCCAAAGAAAAAGCCUCCGCCGAAGCCUCCGUCGCCGCCGUCGCCGUCGCCGUCGCCACCACCCCAGCCACCGCCGCGGCGUCCUCCUUCCCCCAGGCCGCCGUCGCCAGCUCCACCACCAUCAAAAAAGAAGUCACCGCCGCCGGCACGGUCGCCGCCGCCGUCACCUCCACCGUCGCCGUCGCCGCCAACUCCGUCGCCGGCGGGCUGCGUCGUCACCGCCGCCGUACAACGCGACGCCGCCAACCUGGGUUUCAGCGACUCCACCUGCAGCCUCUUCGGCGCGCUGCUGCUGCUGCCGCUGUUUGAGGGCGCGACACCGCCGACAGCAUCAUACGACUGCAGUAUUUCAAGCCCGUCGUACAUGGUUAUGACGAUUUCGGGGCUGAUGGCGGCGGAUGUGGCUACGUUGUUUACAUCGUACAAGGCCGCGACGCAGCGCUCGAACGCGGUCGCGCUUUUGGGGCUAAACAACUGCGCCACGGAUUCGGUGGUGCUUGCGUCGGAUUGCGAGGCAACUGAAGCGCCGUUGGUCAUUGGCUGCGAAAGCCCGCCGCCGCCGCCAACCACAUCAUCCCCGCCACCUAAGCCAAAGUCGCCUCCGCCAUCCCCGGUGCCACCGUCACCGCCGCCGCCUCGCCUAUCGCCACCACCAUCCCCACCCCCUCCGCCUCCGCCGCGCCCGCCGCCACCACCAUCGCCGCGUCCGACGCCGCCGUCAACCACAGACCGCAAGCCGCCGCCGCCGCCACAAUCGCCGCCGCCGCCACCUUCACCCACCCCUCCCCGCAUCUUCGUAUACGAAAACUCCGCCUACCUCCUGUUUUACUCGCCCAGUAACUUCACGAGCGCCGAGGCCACUUGUGCCGCCCUGGGCAGCCACCUGACAGCCAUCAACACUGCCGAUGAAAACGCAUUCCUCAUCAGCAGCAUCCUGGACGACAUGCCCCCGUCCAGCUCCGUCAACGUCUGGUUUGGCUUGUUCAUUCUUACCAGCCAAACGUCGGCUAUUCCCGGGUACAACACUGACGGCACGCGGGUGUCGUACAUACCGACUAGCAACUUCCAGUACGACUCCACGAGGUCUGCCGUACGGUACUACAUGCUGUCCUGCAGUACUGCUAGCGGAACGUGCGCCUGGCAGUACAGUCCUAGCGGCGCGGCGGAUAUCCAGCCCGCCUACCUAUGCGAGUUUACGACUGAAUUCUAACCAAGCAAGGCGAUUCAGGGAAUAGCCCGGGAGUCUGCUGCUGGCGCGGCAGUUGCGCUUAUCCAAGUACGCACGCACGCCGUGAUGCUGUCGUGGCGUGUGGGAUUGCGUGGGAUGCCGGGAAUGAAGAUUCCAACUUAUCAGUUACAGUUAAGUUACGUGCGUGCGUGCGUUUGCCGUGUCCGUAUUAGCCAGGGGGCCAAGGACCCGUUUGGAGAAUGCGUACUCACAGAAUGCAUUUGAGUUUAUGCGUUUAAGGAGAAGAGAAAGUGACCUGCCCAUAGGAGGGCUCUGGGGUCCGGCGGACGUGCACCGUUCUGGAAACAGGACUCACGAUUGCGAUCCCUCUUGCUUGGAUUCCUGAUGAAUGCCAGUCAGCAAUGGCGGCCUGCCGUAAAUAGACGUUGCAAAAUGGAAGCUGACUGCAAGCAUGCCUGUUAGGGCAUGUGACGAUGUGAGUGGAUUAUAUCAAUGCCAUGCCGGUUGCUUGCUGGUCGUGUCUGUUGCCUUCAAGUGGACGAUGAAUGCUGAUCAUUAUUGUUUAUUGCUAUUGUUGUUCUUUGUGGCUUGUGUGUUUUUCACGUGUAUAUAAAAUGAACCGUACAGAGGCUGUGGCUUUCUAGGAUUCUAGGAAACUGUGCUAUGUAGAGAGAGGUACGGGGGCGCGGGUGGUUGUGUUUAUAAUUGUCAGCAAUGCCAUGCGUCCUCGCCUGCAUGUAUGCUCUGGACUGAAGAGCAACGAAGAUAGGGAAUGGCAGCGGGUGUGGAGGUUAGGGCAGCCCAUGGGUCGGGGGACUUCUAUACCGUACCUUCACGAUAUCAUCGCGCAAAAAUAAAUAAUUAUUUCGGAAAAUGUGCAGUUUCGCGCAAAAUUAAAUAAUUGCUGAAAGGGGUGCGCGAAACUGGGGAAACCUCUCAGGACCCUUCCCCGCACCCCCAACAUGCCCCAGCACCCCGUCAGCUCCGCUGCCCAGCCCCGGGCUGCAUGCUAGUAUGCCCCAUGGAAUACAUAGCGGUAUUUGUAAAGCUGUCUUGAGGAUCUGGGCUUACAUGGAUGGGUUCUUACAGUCAAAAUAUGUGGUGGACAUGAGCUGCGCAAAGCUGAAAAAUAAUUCCUGACACCCCUGCGCGAGCUUGAAAAAUAAUUCCAUCUAAUGGGGCUGCGCGAUGAUCACCCGAAGGUACGGUAAUUGCAUGACGGUCUGCCGAACUCUGGCUUUUGGCUUGGAUACUGUUCUUGACAGCACUUAUACAGCACCAGCUUUAAACCUGAGGAGAGAGAAGCAACGUGGUUCUGUUCCAUCCUGCUUCUGAGGUUUGCUUUUGCAUUUAUGGAGCUAUGUCAAGCUAGUUCCCGUUUGAGACGGUGUGCUGCACGGCGGGGAGCCGCUUCAGUUUGACAGUGCUCGGAAGGACCCUGAGGAACUUCGGGAACUUCCCCUGCCCGCCAUACCCAAGUUUAGUUGUAUGCCAUUAUGCAACCUGUAAGGCCAGGUAGAAUGUCUGAUACUGCGUAUGGAUUUGCAUGCCCACGCCCCUGGCUUCGCAACAGCACCUUGGGAAGAUGGGA
This is a messenger RNA of Astrephomene gubernaculifera, 5122 nucleotides long. Lineage: Eukaryota; Viridiplantae; Chlorophyta; Chlorophyceae; Chlamydomonadales; Astrephomenaceae. The record is from the annotation of a GenBank genome assembly.